Molecule: messenger RNA, 1263 nt
Organism: Suricata suricatta (meerkat)
Lineage: Eukaryota; Metazoa; Chordata; Mammalia; Carnivora; Herpestidae
Gene: RAMAC
Product: RNA guanine-7 methyltransferase activating subunit
Exons: 4
Coding region: 586-942 (118 amino acids)
Biological process (GO): RNA 5'-cap (guanine-N7)-methylation
Molecular function (GO): RNA binding
Source: RefSeq, a predicted model, not a curated record
GGAGGGAGCAGGCCUGCCGGGGCCGCCGGAGACCAGCCCUCGUGCCCCGGGCCGCAGAAGCCCCCGGUGGCCAGUCAGUCCCAAGGGCGCCCGCCUGCAGCCGGUGCGCCGCGCGGUCUUGUGCUCGAGCCCCCGCCCUCCGCCGAGGAGCACGUACUUGGGCCCGGUCGGGCCCGAACCGCCUCUGGGCCGUGAAGGCCCCGCGCUUUCCAGCCAGCGUUGCGAGUCUCCGGGGCGCUUCGGUGCGGCCCCUCCGCUCCCCGAGGCCCCUGUGUUCCGCGCCCUCCCCGCUGCCCACUCCCCCACGUCCCCGCCUUUUGACGGUUUCCUUCCAGGGAAUCAAGCGUUUCUCUCCCCUCCCCCAGAUCGAAUCGACAUAAACAUUAAACAGUACAACCGCCUCAGAGUGCGGGGAUUUAUGCCACGUCUGUCUGACACUGUAGCCCAGAGCUCUUGGAGGCAGAGACCACGAUACAUUGUUCGUCUUUGAAUCCCAGGUGCCCAGUUAGUACAAGGUCUAUGUUACAGAAAUCAAGAAUACUGAACUGAAUGUUUAAAACUACCUGAAGUCUCAAGAAUUGCAGGAUGACAGACACUUCUGAAGCUGUUCCGAACUUUGAAGAGCUGUUCGCCAGCAGAUUCACAGAAGACGACAAAGAGUACCAGGAGUACCUGAAGCGGCCCGCCGAGCCCCCGCCCAUCGUGGAGGAGUGGAACAGCAGGGCUGGCGGGAGCCAGAGAAACCGAGGCAAUCGGCUGCAGGAGAACAGACAGGUCAGAGGCCGGGAGAGCAGACGGGGGUGGCCGAGUGACAGCCGCGCCAACCAGUGGCACGGCCGGCCCUGGGGGAACAGCUACCCGCAGCACAGACAGGAACCUUACUACCCGCACCAGUACGGACACUACGGCUACAGCCAGCGGCCCCCCUACGGCUACUACUGACGGAGACGCAGCAGCUUUCCGGAAAACCAUUCACUCUGCUUCUGUUGGUCCUAGUUUUACAUCUGAUUUCAAAGAGGAUUAUUAACUUUUUGGAACAUGUUUUUUUUUGUUGUUGUUUUAAUGAGAUCUCACCAGAGACAUGAUGGUUGCUGGGAAUAAGUGCCCCCCUAAGAAGGUUGUGGAUUAUAUUACGUGACUUCUACCUCAGAUUUGUUUGUUUCAUGACUUAAUAGUGCUUUGAACUUGGUGGGUGUUUUCUUUGUUUGAUCUCCAGUUCUGUCUUUGUUUUACACAGAAAUAAAAAUUUUAAAGUAGAAAAUG